AUGCUGGAAAAUGAUGUCGUGAACGGACUCGAUGGUAAUUUGGAGAUCAUAGUUAAUAGGUUGAAAGGACGACCACGGGAUCUAGACGUUGUCACAAUAACAGGCAUGGGAGGCAUUGGCAAAACAACACUUGCUAAAAAAGCUUAUGAUCAUCUCACAAUCAGGCAUCACUUUGACAUUCUUGCUUGGGUUACAAUAUCUCAAGAAUUUCGACCUAGAAAUGUAUUGUUAGAAGCUUUAAACAGCAUUUCAAAGCAAACAGAUAUUGUGAACGCAAAAAAUUAUGAUAAGAUGGAUGACAAUGAGUUAGCUGACCUGGUGCAAAAGAACCUAAAAGGUCGAAGAUACCUUGUUGUUGUUGAUGAUUUUUGGAGUAGGGAUGUUUGGGAUAGUAUACGUAGAAUAUUUCCUAAUUACAAUAAUGGAAGUCGAAUCUUAUUGACUACUAGGGAAAACGAGGUAGCAAUGUAUGCAAAUACUUGUAGCCCUCAUGAGAUGAAACUUUUGAGUUUAGAAAACGGUUGGAAGUUACUUUGUGAUAAGGUGUUUGGACCAAAACAUGAUCAUCCUCCUGCAUUGGAAGAAAUUGGAAAGGAAAUAGUAGAAAAAUGCCAAGGACUACCCUUAACGAUUUCAGUGAUUGCGGGACAUCUCUCUAAAGUGGCCAGGACAUUAGAGGGUUGGAAGGAUGUUGCCCGAACCUUAAGUGAAAACAUUGCUAGUAAUCCAAAUAAAUGCUUAGGAGUGCUCGGUUUGAGUUACUAUCACUUGCCUAAUCGCCUCAAGCCUUGUUUUCUUUCUAUGAGUAGUUUCCCAGAGGACUUUCAGGUUGAUACUCGGAGAUUGAUCCAAUUAUGGAUUGCAGAAGGUUUCAUAAGGACAUCUGUUGGAAGUCGUAAAAGCUUGGAGUAA
Molecule: messenger RNA, 912 nt
Organism: Solanum tuberosum (potato)
Lineage: Eukaryota; Viridiplantae; Streptophyta; Magnoliopsida; Solanales; Solanaceae
Product: putative late blight resistance protein homolog R1B-8
Exons: 1
Coding region: 1-912 (303 amino acids)
Biological process (GO): defense response to other organism
Molecular function (GO): ADP binding
Source: RefSeq, a predicted model, not a curated record